AUGCCCAUCUCCUUCUCUGCAGACCAGCUCUACAAUGAGACUGUGGCAAAGGCCUUCCUGCAGUUUUACGACCGAACAGCCCAGGUUGUAUGGAACCAGUUCAUGGAGGCCGCCUGGAACUAUGUCACCAACAUCACAAAGAAAAAUCAAGAGGAGAUGCUGUACAAGGACGUGGAGAAGUCCCAGCACACGCUGUACUUUGGCACGCGGGCCCGCCUGUUUAAGGUCGCCAACUUCCAGGACUCGGAUGUGAAGCGCAUGCUGAGUAAGCUGCUGAACGUAGACAAGGCGGCCCUGCCCAAGGAGGAGCUCCGGGAGUACAACGAGAUUCUGGCCUACAUGGAGACCACGUACAGCAUGGCCCAGGUCUGCCUGAAUGAGGGGCCCUGCCUGCCCCUGGAGCCUGACCUCGAAGAAGUCAUGGCCACCUCCCGAGACCAGAAGGAGCUGCUGUGGGCCUGGCAGGGCUGGCGGGAUGCUGUGGGUCGCCAGCUCCGCAUGACCUUUGAGCGCUACGUGCAGCUCAGCAACAAGGCUGCGAAGCUCAAUGGUUACCAAGACAUGGGGGCCUUGUGGCGGUCCACGUACGAGUCCGACUCGCUGCAGGAAGACCUGGAGCAGCUGUUCCAGGAGCUGCAGCCGCUCUACCUGAACCUGCACGCCUACGUGCGCAGGGCCCUCUACCGCUUCUAUGGGCCCGAGCUCAUCGACCUGAGGGGGCCCAUCCCCGCCCACAUCCUGGGGAACAUGUGGGCUCAGUCCUGGGUCAACAUCUUAGACCUGGCACUGCCCUUCCCGGAGAAGCCCCCUGAGGACAUCACGAAGAUCAUGCAAGGCCAGCACUGGAAGCCCGAGAAAAUGUUCCAAGAGGCUGAAAAAUUCUUCACCUCCAUGGGGCUGCUUUCCACCCCUCCUGAGUUCUGGGAAAACUCCAUGAUGGAAAGGCCAACUGACGGGCGGGAGGUGGAGUGCCACGCGUCCGCCUGGGACUUCUACAACGGGAAGGACUUCAGGAUAAAGAAGUGCACCGAAGUGACUAUAGAGGACCUGCUGUCCAUCUUCCACCAGAUGGGCCACAUCCAGUACUUCCUGCAGUACAAGAACCUCUCGGUGAUCUUCCGCGCAGGCGCCAACCCAGCCUUCGAGGAGGCUGUGGGGUCGGUGGUCACCCUCUCAGCCUCCUCCCACAAGCACCUGCUCAACAGAGGCCUGCUCAGCCAACAGCACCAGGACAAAGAGGAGGAGGUCAAUUUCCUGAUGAGCGUUGCCCUGGAGAAGAUCGCCUUCAUCCCCUUCGCUUACCUGAUGGACCUGUUUCGCUGGAAGGUCUUUGAUGGCACCAUCGAGAAAGACGUGUACAACCAGGAGUGGUGGAACCUCAGGUUGAAAUACCAGGGCCUGUGCCCUCCCAUCCCUCGGACGGAGGAGGACUUUGAUCCAGGCGCCAAGUUUCACAUCUCUGCCAGCUUGCCCUACAUACGGUACUUUCUCAGCCUCGUGCUCCAAUUCCAGUUCCAUGAAGCACUCUGCAAGGCCUCAGGCCACAUGGGGCCGCUGCACCGCUGUAACAUCUAUAACUCCAAGGAGGCUGGGAAGCUCCUGGAGGAUGUCCUGAAGCUGGGCUCGAGCAAGCCCUGGCCGGAGGUCCUGGAGAAGAUGACUGGGGAGACCAAGGUGUCUACAAAGGCCCUCAUGACCUACUUCAAGCCCCUGCUGAACUGGCUGGUCACUGAGAAUGUGCGGCAGGGGGAGAUACUGGGCUGGCCAGACUUCAGCUGUUCCUUUGAAGAAAGAGAAACAAGCAGGGCAGCAUUCCUGGGGAUGGAGCUGAACACUGACCAGGUCAAAUCCUGGCAGUGGACGCUGCUGGCUCUGAGCUUUGUCAUGUUACUGGCAGUCGUGCUGCUGGGCCGCAGGCUGUACACCCUGGAAAAAAGCUCACUGACCCAAGACACCAGUACACAAGACACCCGGUCACAGGGCACCCAGUCACAGAGCCCCAGAUCACAGGACGCCAGUGCCAUCAAGCCAGCAUCCAAAACCUACUUUCUGGGCAUAGCCAUGGAGCCCCACCAAGUUGUCAAGAGACAGUGGAUGCUGCUGGGCCUCUGCCUCCUCCUGACGCUGGGCUCCAUUGGCCUCAUCAUUCGGAUUUUCACACAGCACAACAGGAAGCCUCCGUGGAUGAGAGAUGAAUGGGGGAGCUGGGACUAG
This is a messenger RNA of Budorcas taxicolor (takin), 2214 nucleotides long. Its product is annotated as angiotensin-converting enzyme-like protein Ace3. Gene Ontology annotation, molecular function: peptidyl-dipeptidase activity; metallopeptidase activity. Lineage: Eukaryota; Metazoa; Chordata; Mammalia; Artiodactyla; Bovidae. Gene Ontology annotation, cellular component: plasma membrane. Gene Ontology annotation, biological process: proteolysis. The transcript is spliced from 13 exons. The coding region runs from base 1 to 2214 and encodes 737 amino acids. The record is from RefSeq and is a predicted model, not a curated record.